UUUAUUCUAAUGAUCAAUAACAGGAGUAAGAUUUCGGGGUUUGAAUCACCCGGGAAUAGUUGGAACAGCUCCCUCAAUGGAACUUCUUAUUAUUUGGAAUGAAAGGGAAAGACAACUUGUUGAGAAUGGAGUUGAGUCUUUGAAACUUUGUGAAGUUGUGCAUCAACGGCCAAUGGCUAGCUUACCAACAACAAAGGGUUGUCUCCUCGGAAAGAUCCAAGAGGGUACUCCAGAGUGGGAGAAGAUAGCUAGGGAGGCUGCAAGGACCAUACCAGGAAGAGAAAAUGGUGGGAACUGUGACAUUAAAAACCUAAGUACAGGAUCAAAGAUCUACCUUCCUAUAUUCGUAGAGGGAGCAAAUCUAAGUACUGGUGACAUGCACUUUUCUCAGGGAGAUGGUGAAGUCUCAUUCUGUGGGGCAAUUGAGAUGAGCGGCUUUCUCGAUCUCAAGUGUGAAAUAAUAAGGGGUGGAAUGAAAGAGUAUCUAACACCAAUGGGGCCAACUCCACUUCAUGUAAACCCAAUAUUUGAGAUAGGCCCUGUUGAACCAAGAUUCUCAGAAUGGCUUGUCUUUGAGGGUAUAAGCGUUGAUGAGAGUGGGAGACAGCAUUUUCUUGACGAAAAAAAAAAGAAAAAAAAAUCUAAAAUAUGCAAGGCAUUCCAUCAAACAUUUGGUGCUCUUACUGAAUCAUAGAAAUAGAGAUAGAGA
Molecule: messenger RNA, 709 nt
Organism: Humulus lupulus (European hop)
Lineage: Eukaryota; Viridiplantae; Streptophyta; Magnoliopsida; Rosales; Cannabaceae
Exons: 3
Coding region: 77-694 (205 amino acids)
Molecular function (GO): hydrolase activity, acting on carbon-nitrogen (but not peptide) bonds, in linear amides
Source: RefSeq, a predicted model, not a curated record